AAGCGGGCGGGGAGGCCCUCGGGGGCCCGGGCGGGGGAGGCUGCGAUGCCCGCCCCCCACCCCGGCCUCGUCACGGUCAGCGGCCGCCCGUGUCCCCCCCCAGGGCCCGCGGACAUGUCCGAGGCGAAGCAUCGCAAGAAGGCGGGCGCCAAGGGGGCGCCCCCGGAGCCGGGCCGACGCGGCGAGGCCGGGCAGCCCCCGGAGCCGGCCCGGGGAGCGGAAGGCGGCGGCGGCGGCGGCGGCGGCGGCGGCGGCUGGGCGGACCCGCGGACCGUGCUGUGCCUGCUCUCCCUCGGGACCAGCCUGGCCUUGGCCUGGUUUGUAUUUCAUCAGUCAGAAAAGUUUGAUAAUGUAGAAAAUAAAUACCAGCUACUGAAAUUGGAAGCCACAGAGUUCCAUAGCCUUCAAAGUCAAGUCGAUUUAAUUUCUGAAAAGCUUGAGUCUACUGAAAGUGUCCUGCAGGAAACUACAUCAGCCAUGUCUUUGAUGACCCAAUUUGAGCAGGAAGUGUCCAGUCUCCAUAACAUCAUCCAUGACAUUAAGAACAGUGAGCAGAUGCUCAUGCACAGGAUGCAGAAUGUUAACGUGAAAUUUAAGAAUGUUACAGAUUCCUGGAAAAGAAACCUAGAUGACAUGAAUGCUCAUACUGGCGGUUUAAAAUCCGAAGCCAAACGUAUGCAUUCUCAUGUCACUGGCCAAAUUAAUUUGGCUGAGCAAGGCAUAAAGUUGCUCACUGAAAGGCUCAAAGAUUUGGAAGACAGCACUAUGAGGAAUAUUAGAGCCAUCAAGAGGCAAGAAGAAGACGACCUUUCACAAGUGGAAGAGCAGCUGGUAUCCGAUACAAAAGCCGUUGAAAAGUUAGAAGAGGAACAGAGAGGUCUUUUUGCUAGAGAAAUAGAUCUGAGCAACAAGCUUACUGACUAUGAGCCUAAAGUGGAAGAAUGCAAGACCCAUUUACCAGCACUUGAAAGUGCUGUUCACUCGGUUCUGAAGGUCUCCCAAGAUCUGAUAGGGACAGAGAAGAAAAUGGAAGAUUUAACCAUGAAGAUGUUUAAUAUGGAAGAUGAUAUGCUGAAAGCAGUGUCAGAUAUUAUGGAUAUGCAGAAAGCCCUUGAAGGAAUGCAGUAUGAUAACAGCAUGCUGAAAAUGCAGAAUGAACUACAUUUUCUAAAGGGCAAAGUUCAAGAGUUCAUAGCAUCUUCAAGUAUUAGGGAAAAAGGAAUUUUAGAAUACGACCUAGAAAAUAAAGGGAUUGGCGAACAGUAAAUUCAGCCAAUUCGUGUUAGGAGGAAGUGUGUUAUCUCAUACAUUUGUAUCACGUUUUGUAGUUAUUUUGAUAUAUGGUAAAAAUGCCUCACUUGUGCAGCAUGUUUACAGAACAAGGGGGUUUCAUUCACUUAAGAGGCUUUUUCGGAUAACCAAAAUGUAGCCAUUUAAAUACCAGAAUUUCACAAAAAUCAUAACCAUUUUCACUUAGGUUUCGAAAAUGUAUGACAUAUUUCCUUGCUUUCUUAAACAGAGUAUAGUUGACAUCAUUUAGCUUCUAAGUUGUCAUUAUAAGCGUGAGCUAUUUUACAGAGCUGAAAUACAAUUGUGACUUCAGGUGGCCACAGACUGCUAUGAAUUUUGAGUCAUUGUGUGGUAUAGUGGAUUGUCGUGUGGUAUAGUGGAAACAGCACUAGACUGGGAGUCGGAAGACCUAGGUUUGGGUCCCAGCUCUCCCACUUCAGGAGGCAAGUCACUGGGCCUCUGAGCCUCAUUUCCUUUCCCUUUCUGUGAGAUGGGAAUGAUGGGGCCUGGCCUGCCUACCUCACACCAGUGUCGUCGGUGAGGAUGAGGCUUUGUCAGCACAGUGGUAGCACUCACUUCUUGCUAUCAAUAUGCAUACUUCCAGCAGUACCCCCUCACCUCCACUGCUGAUAUUCUCUUAAGCUUUUGUGGGCUAGGAAAUGAGACAAACACUUGGUCUGAGUAGGAAGAGUAAAUAAAUAAAUAGGCUCAGGGGGUGAGCUUUGAGGGACUCACCUACGAGUUCAUUGCAUGAGCAUCAUUAGUGCAUGGACAAUUCUGGGUUAUCCGUUCUGGCUAAGCAGAUCUUUAGUUUGCUCACACCUUGUUUCUUACCUGUGUUCUGUAUGCUUGAGCUUAUCAGAUAAAUGAAGUAAUCUGUUUAUUGCUCAGAUAAACUAAAUAAACCCAUGGAUUGUAUUGGGGGGAGUAUACUAAAUAAUAAAAAUGGUAAAAUAAAAUUUAGAGACUA
Messenger RNA from Phascolarctos cinereus (koala), 2260 nucleotides. It is a transcript of the gene IKBIP, whose product is annotated as IKBKB interacting protein. Lineage: Eukaryota; Metazoa; Chordata; Mammalia; Diprotodontia; Phascolarctidae. The record is from RefSeq and is a predicted model, not a curated record.